UCUCUACCCAAUCCCAACUGAAGGCCCAGAUACAACAAUGGCCCACAUGUAAAAUCUCACACUUCAACUGAACAGAGGAAACCUUGCAACUCUUGAACAAUGGCAUCCACCAAAAAAUCGAAGAACGAAGAGGACAAGAAGAAAAAGAGGAUCAAAGUAGUAGCGAGCACAAAAUCACCAAAACAAGAGAAAAAUAAGGACAAAAAGAAGAAGAAGAAGCAAAAUAACACUGCCAAUGGCACAACAAGAAGAAGCGAAUCUCUCGAUGUGAUGGUAAUAUCGUCGUCAAGUUGCGGCUCGCAAGAAUCAGAAGAAGAAACUGUUAAGAGAAGCGAAACAAAGAAACGAAGCAUUACAAGUACCAAUAGGACCAAGAAAAGCAACAGCAAGAGGAAAGAACAGGCAGAAGAGGAUAAUGAGGAAGGAGAAGCUGAGAUUACGUUUAGGUUUCCAAUGGCUAGAAUUAAGAGGAUAAUUACGCGUGAAGAAUCUGGAUUGCAACUUAAUCAAGAUGUGGUUUUCCUUGUCAAUAAAGCCACGGAGAAGUUCAUUCAACAAUUUUGUGAGGAAGGAUAUGAUUGUUCAGUUCGGGAUAGAAAGAAAUCUCUAGGCUACAAGCACCUAUCAUCAGUUGUUCGUGAACAGAGAAGAUUUGACUUUCUUUCAGAUUUCGUUCCUGACAAACUAAAUGCUCAGGAUGCCUUGGCACAAAUGAAGUUGUUGGAGACUAGGCAAGGAUAGGACCUUGGUAGCACACUAGCAGAGAAUAUAAUCUGUACACUUACUCAACUUGUUUGGUAAAUCAUGCUUAUUUCAUCAGCCUGGUUUUUGUUUUAGUUGGCUGUAUGUUGUAGACUUGAAAGGCAAUAUAUCCUUACAACUUAGGUCGGAUAUUCAUGUUCAUUUGUUCAUUUUAGGCUGUUCAUUUUUCAAUUGACAUAUAUAUUUCGUCAACGAAAACAAUUUCUUGCUGUAAACCAGAUUCGAAAAUCAUGCUAGGGUUAUCUUUCUUCCAACCAGUAGUGUUUUUUAUCUCGAGAAAUUGUUCCCUGUGAUUUGAAUUGGAUUCAUUUGUAACAUCUUUUUGUUCAGACGAGGAACAGUACAUCAGUUGAUCCUGUAAACUCAAUUUUGACUGGAAAUGGAUUUCUUUUCAUGUUGGGUUCA
Molecule: messenger RNA, 1167 nt
Organism: Jatropha curcas
Lineage: Eukaryota; Viridiplantae; Streptophyta; Magnoliopsida; Malpighiales; Euphorbiaceae
Gene: NF-YC10
Product: nuclear factor Y, subunit C10
Biological process (GO): regulation of DNA-templated transcription
Cellular component (GO): nucleus
Molecular function (GO): transcription cis-regulatory region binding; protein heterodimerization activity
Source: RefSeq, a predicted model, not a curated record